Molecule: messenger RNA, 1294 nt
Organism: Sorghum bicolor (sorghum)
Lineage: Eukaryota; Viridiplantae; Streptophyta; Magnoliopsida; Poales; Poaceae
Product: probable BOI-related E3 ubiquitin-protein ligase 3
Exons: 1
Coding region: 50-1048 (332 amino acids)
Molecular function (GO): ubiquitin-protein transferase activity
Source: RefSeq, a predicted model, not a curated record
UCCAUCCACCAUCAUCCAUCACCCGACCCCCCCUCCUCCUCGACCCACCAUGGCCGUGCAAGCGCAAUUCGGCGGCCUCCUGCUCCCCCCACCCUUCGCGGCCGAGGAGGAGCAGCAGAUGCUGGCGCUCAAGGACUACGGCGCGCUCCUCUCCGCCGCCGCGGCGACGCCCGGUGUCGCCGGUGGCUACGCGUGGCAGCACUACGACUACUGCGCCGCGCAGAGCGAGCUCACGUGCAACGGCGGUGGCGGGGCGGCGCUGUCCGUGCCCGUGCCCUCGCGCAAGCGCGGCAGGGAGGAGGACGAGGGCGACGACCUCCUUCACUACGCGCCGUUCCUGCCUCUCCCGGUGACGCGGCGGCCGCACUCCGCCACGCCGCCGGCGGCGGCUGCGGCGUCGACGAGCGGCCGGGAAGAAGAGAUGUCGGCGGAGCACGCGCUGUGGCGGCGGCUGCAGCACGGCGCGGAGGUGGACGCGCUGGUGCGCGCCGAGUGCGACCGCCUGCGCGCGGGGCUGGAGCUGGCGCGGAGACGGCAGCGCCAGGCGCUGGUCCGCGCCGCGGCCGUGUCCGUCUCGGCGAUGGCCGGGCGGGUGCGUGACGCCGAGGCGCAGCUGGAGGCCGCCCGGCGCCGCGCCGCGGAGCUCGAGGAGGGGGUCCGGCUUGCGGCCGCCGAGGCGCAGGCGUGGCGCGGCGUCGCGCGGGGCAACGAGGCCGUCGCCGCGGGGCUCCAAGCCACGCUCGACGCGCUCCUCCUCCGUUCCUCCUCGGCCGAGGGAUUCGGCGACUCCGACCCCGACGACGCGCAGUCGUGCUGCUGCUUCUACGUCGAGGAGGCGCCGGACACCGCCGCCGCCGCCACGGCCUCGUCGUCCUCGACUUGGAGCGGCAAGUGGGCGUGCAAGGCGUGCGGCGUGGGGGAGGCGUCGGUGCUGCUGCUGCCGUGCCGGCACCUGUGCCUGUGCAAGGCGUGCGAGCGGCGGACGGACGCGUGCCCCGUCUGCUCCGGCGACAAGAACGCGGCCAUCCACAUCGCGCCGCCCAUCUGAUCCGCCGGCCAUCGUGCACCUGUGACCUGCCUCUGCAUGGCGCGUCAAUUGGAUUUGGCCUGGCCACGUAGGGUUCGUGAACAAAUUUUGGAUGAGUAGGGAGUAAUUAGUAUUCAGUUAGUAUUAGAUUAGAUAGAUUUGAAUCCUGUUGGUUUGUUUGAUGGACGACGAUUGAAUGAAAAUUGAGAAACAAGUCAGAGUUGUCAAGUUAACGAGGCAUGCAUGCUAUUGCUUGCUCUGUUUUUU